CAUUUUUAGCAAGUGAUGAUGCUUCAUACAUUACUGGUGAAACUAUUGCUGCUGCUGAUGUAUUACGAAAUAAAGGUAAUGGCAGAUGAAAAUAUGGUUCAGAACGCAGUGCGGCCAAAGGAAAAUCAAGGAGACGAUAAAAACGGAUGGGAAAAUGAAGAAGAUGAAGAAAAUUGUAAUGAUGCUGAAUUUGAAGCUAUAAAUGCUCAAUUAGAUCAGCUUAAUUCAGUUUUGGAUAACCUCGAACAAAAAAAUGACGAUAUUCGUGCAGAAUUGAUUCAGUUAUUACAAUCAAAUCGAGAAGCAAGAAAACAAUUUCAAGAAUUCCAGAAUUCCGUGAAAUCGGAUUUAUAAUAUUUUGUUUGAAAUAGAUGAUAAUAUAUUGUAAAUACAUAUAUUGAAUAAUAAAACAGUAUGACAUUAUAUUUUUUACUGUUAUAUAGUACAAUGUGGCAUUGUCUAAAUAUUUAAAAAUUGGGAACAUUCCUGUUAGAAUUUGAGUAAUAUAUAAAAUCAUUCUUGUGUUUCUAUAUAAUAAUCUAUAUAAUAAUCUAUAUAAUAAUAAACCAAAUAUAAAAAUAUAUAUAUAUGCGCAAAAUAUUAUUCAUGUACAUAUUGUAGUUUAACUUUAUUAUAUAUUUGUCAUAUUAUAAUCUAAGUUAUCUACAGAAAAUAUUAAAAGUUUUUUAAAACUUUCUGAAUCAAAAUCUUGAAUUAGGAGUACAUUAGGUUCAUUUAACAAUAAAUGAUCAAGUACAACCU
Molecule: messenger RNA, 762 nt
Organism: Bombus impatiens (common eastern bumble bee)
Lineage: Eukaryota; Metazoa; Arthropoda; Insecta; Hymenoptera; Apidae
Product: UPF0184 protein C9orf16
Exons: 4
Coding region: 16-354 (112 amino acids)
Source: RefSeq, a predicted model, not a curated record